Messenger RNA from Phanerochaete carnosa HHB-10118-sp, 1525 nucleotides. RefSeq lists its product as uncharacterized. The coding region runs from base 93 to 1229 and encodes 378 amino acids. The record is from RefSeq and is a predicted model, not a curated record. The transcript has 3 exons. NCBI's taxonomy places the organism in Eukaryota, Fungi, Basidiomycota, Agaricomycetes, Polyporales, Phanerochaetaceae.
CCUCAUUCGCUCUUCGUCGGAUCGCGUUCAUAUUUUGUCCGUGUCUCCCGGCGUUGUCCUCUCUGCUCCAUCUUUUCCCCGCUCUCGUGCCAAUGCCAGCGCCUCAGCCCGUCGAGCCGAAGAUCGGCGCGGCGAAUUCGUCCGUAGAGUGUCCUCUCUGCGUUGUCGUCGCCGAGAACGGACGUGCACUCAAGAGGCACAUCAACCUGGUGCACAAGGAGCUGGAGCAGAUAGGGAAGGGGCUGCAAGGAAAGCCUACAUUGCAUAUCCGCUGUCCCUUUCGCGAGCGUGGGUGCUUGUUCACUGCAAGCCAGCGCGGUAACCUCGACACUCACCUCAACAGGCACCUGUCGCUGAAGCCGUGCGUGUGCCCGCAUUCCCGGGGAAAGAAGGAGCCGAAAGGGCCUCCGCCGGUCGUAACCACGUCAUGCACGUUUCGGAGCGACGACCCCGCUGCCCUCCUCAAGCACCGCAAGAGCGUUCACAAGUAUAAGAGCAAGAUGCGGGCGAAGAAUACACAGAUAGUCUGGCCACAGGCCGUGCAUCCAAAUGGCGGCGUGCCGCCUUCGGGAGAAACACCUCUACAGUCCUCAUCUCCUUCAGACCGUGCCCCGGAGCUCGCGCACCUUGCGGUGGAUUUAGCCACCUCACACGGUCAGCCUAUCCGCUACGAAUGGCCCGCCUCACGUGCACGAUCUGGGUCCCACCUCGCUUCCGACCCGUGGUCAAUGAUCAACGAGAUCGCCCCCAUCCCUGAGGUUGAAGAGCAGAUCGAUGACCUUGGCGCUAGUUGUAAUAGUUUGCCCGAGAUGCCCGGAGUGCGGCCGAUUAGCCAGCCAUCACCUUGGGACCCCGAGGAAUAUAGCCCCAGAGAAUUUGGCUCUUUCUUCGGCGAGCAGGCGAAGCUCACUUCAACAUAUUGUGGCGCAGAUUCACUCUUGCUCUCCAACGACACCGGGGCUGUGCAGGGCGUGGGACCGGGAUGGCACCCGGACAUCGUCGCGCUGACGUACCUGCCCAAAGUCUCCCGCACUACCCUCAGCGGAGCAGACGCAUACGCGAUUUCCCUCGACGGCGCAAUGGGUCAUGCAGAGCCGGGUUGGCACCCGAACGUCGUCUUGAAUGUGCACGUACUCGCGCUGGCCUCUGGCGACAUGCCCUCCCCUAUGUCUGUGGACUCGCAGCUCGAAGAUGAAAUUCACGCAGAGCUUGGAUGCCAGGUGGUCUAGCAUCCGGGAUCGGUGGCACCGUUUCUUUCGCGGUUUUCACAUACGGAUUAAAGGUUGCAUCAUCUCCACAUACAUGCGGCUCCUAUCUCGCCUCCUUCGUCUCACAUUCUCCCGCUUCUUCCCUCUCAUGCCUGACUUCCUCAUGGUAGGCGAUGCUCUCCCAUCUGUAACACAGAAAUACCCAUAUAUUUUCGCUCGCAUCUAGCCCCGUAUUUUUUUCACAGUAAACUCCAUAAUCUCGCAUACUAUACUGACACAGCUCCCUAUGCUCGACAAUCCUAUAAUCUAUAAGCGAC